ACACACACACACACACACACCCAUGAGCCCCCUUGUGGGCUGAAGGCAGAACAGGAGUUGUUUCAACCAUCACCAACACCCAGCACAGGGGUGGGCAUACCAAGUGCAUGUUGGAGUGAAUGAAUAGAGGGAUUUUUUGCACAACUGUGUGAAAAGCUUCAGAGUGAGCCAGCCACAGGUCAAAUCCAUCUGUACCUGCUGGCAGAUCUGCCUCUCUCCUUGAGCCUCAGUUUCCUCAUCUCUGAAAUGGGAAGAGUUAUGCAUGGUGGAUGCGGGAUGAGGUGUUCCUAGCUGCCUGGUCCAAAGGGAUUGCUCAACCAGAGGCCACUGUGACUGUUGUUGUUAUAAUUGCUGCUGUUGCUACUGACAGUCACACUGGGAAGAAGGGAUUGAAAGGGGUCAGGGAGGAGUCCUGGGAAGCCCCAGGAAGUUCCCCAGUCACCCUGGAAAACUGGUUCAACCGGUGUCUGCACGUCCAUCCCAGGGAGCACAGGUGAAGCCUCCAGAGCCUGUGGGAAAGGGGUGCUGGGCUAGGCUGGCCUCAGCUAUGCCUCAGAGCUACCUCCGGGACCCCCACUGAGCUGGGCCACUUCGGAUGGGCAGGACCCAGCCCUCUGACCCCCUUGGUGUCCAGUAAGUGGCCCCUUGGCAUCUCCACAGGACGCCAAAAUGGAGAUUCCUGCUGGGGCCCAGCAGCCCUUCCCAAGGGGCCUCCUGCUCUCAGCCUCAAUCCUGGCCCUCUGGGUCCCCCAAGGCUCCUGGGCAGCCCUCCGCAUCCAGAAGAUUCCAGAGCAGCCUCAAACGAACCAGGACCUUCUCCUGUCUGUCCAGGGCAUCCCAGGCUCCUUCCAGGACCUCACCUGGUACCUGGGGGAGGAGGCCGAUGGCGGGACGAUGCUCUUCACCUACAUUCCGGAGCUACUGCGGCCCCAGAGGGACGGCAGCGCCAUGAAGCAGCGCGACAUCGUUGGCUUCCCCAACGGCUCCAUGCUGCUGCGUCGUGCCCAGCCCGCUGACAGCGGCACCUACCAGGUGGCUGUCACCAUCAACCCUGCAUGGACCAUGCGGGCCAAGACUGAAGUCCAGGUGGCUGAAAAGCCGAAGGAGCUGUCCAUUACAAACCUGCCCAUGAGUGCUGGGAUCGUGGCUGCCAUCAUCAUUGGGUCCCUUGCCACCGGCUCUGUCUUCGUCGGCAGCAUUGCCUACCUCCUGGUGACAAGAGGCUGGAGGGCCCAGAGCCACAGGAUGAUGGCCUCGGAGAAACCAGAGCUGGGCCCCCAUCAUCAUGCCGGCGACAACAACAUCUAUGAAGUGAUGCCGUCUCCGGUCCUCCUGGUGUCCCCUCUCAGUGACACGGGGUCCAUGAACGCCAUGGCGGACCUGCUGAAUCCGGACCCUGCCCCUUACUGCCAGCUGGUGCCAGCCCCCUGAAGGGGUCCCAGGCCAGACCAGUCAGGGCAGGGGGAAACCUCAGCCCUCCCCGGGGACCAUGCACCUGCAGAGAAGCCACACCAGAGACCCAGCAGGACCAGGCCGUCGGGGCUGUGGGCUGACGAGAGGACCCAACCAAAGACUCCACAGGGCAUUGGGCUUGGCGCUUGUGUUUGGGGCUCGCUCACCCUCUGAGCAUACAGCUGCCCUUAAGUCUCGUCCUCCAGCAACCUGGCCUGGGCCGCAUGCCCUGGAACGGCAGACUCCUGCCUCUUUCCCACCGCAAAGUCCCCCAUCCGGGUAUUUGGCGGGGGCGGGGGAGAGGGUGAUUGCAGACCUACCUCCAGCCAGACCUCACAAGCACCUGCUGGGCUGGGCUCCCUGCUCUCAGCCCACAAGGCCCCACCCGGCUCUGCUCAUUGCCCUCGAAGCCCCUUCCCUGGGGACAAGGCAGCCUCUGCCACGCAUGCCCUGGAGGACAAGGCACAUGACAGCAAGGCAUGGCCUCACGGGCCCAGGGCCCCAGAUGACAGUCCUGGCCUGUUACCACGGCCACCGGGCCCCUUCCCUGCCCAGGCUGAUCCGCCCCUCUCAAAACUCAGUCUCAGAGCCUGUGGCCAACUUCUGCCCCAUUUGCCCCCAAACUAAGGCCCUCAGGGCAGCCCCUUCCUUCUCUACCCCCAACCCAACCCUGUCCUAAAAGUGGUGGGUGCGAUAAUUUAUUCACGCGCUCAGCAAUAAACAAGCUGUGUGCCCCCCAUGGUUCUGGAUCCUGCAGCUCUGGCAGGGCCCGAAAUAAAACAAAGCUUCCUGCUCUCUGGCAACAGUCAGGAAACAAAAUAAAUAACUAACAUAG
This is a messenger RNA of Sus scrofa (pig), 2287 nucleotides long. NCBI's taxonomy places the organism in Eukaryota, Metazoa, Chordata, Mammalia, Artiodactyla, Suidae. The record is from RefSeq and is a predicted model, not a curated record.